AAACGCGUGCAGAGGCAUUGGGACGACAACGGCUGAGUUUGGUAUUGCGGGGCGUCACGAUCGCCUCCAACGUGGUGUACAGGAGCAGGGGCUGAAGCAGGGGCUGAAGGACGUGUGGUGUUCCCGAGGACUUUUCGGAGUCCUGCGGCGUGUUCCAAGUCAAGCGGCGAACACUCGUAGCACACUUCGAAUGAAAAGUUGCAGACUGAUUCAGCAAAGACUGUGAAGUUGAAAUGGCUUCGUCAACACGUCGUCCAGAGCACGCAGCUCCUCCUGAGAUUUUUUAUGAUGAAAAGGAGGCCCGAAAAUAUUCGUCGAACUCCCGGAUGAUAGAGGUGCAGGAGCGCAUGACGGAGCGAGCGCUGGAGCUGCUGGCGCUACCGGAGGGCAUACCGCAUCUAGUGCUCGACCUCGGCUGCGGCUCAGGACUCAGCGGCGAGACGAUCACCGAGGCCGGCCACGUCUGGGUCGGCUGCGACAUCUCGCAAGCCAUGCUGAACGUCUCCAUAGAGCGCGAAGUGGAGGGCGACGUGCUGCUCAGCGACCUGGGCCAGGGCCUGCCCUUCCGAGCGGGCUCUUUCGAUGGGGCGCUGAGCAUAUCAGCCCUGCAGUGGCUCUGCAAUGCCGACAAGAAGGAGCACGUGCCGCGGAAGCGGCUGUACAAAUUCUUCUCGUCUCUGUACGGCUGCCUGGGUCGGGGCGGCCGUGCCGUGUUCCAGUUCUACCCGGAGAGCUCGGCCCAGGUGGAGAUGAUCACGGCGCAGGCCAUGAAGGCCGGCUUCACCGGCGGCCUGGUGGUCGACUACCCCAACAGCACCAAGGCCAAGAAGAUGUUCCUGGUGCUGAUGAGCGGCGGGCCGCAGCCGCUCCCGGAGGCCCUGGGCGACGGCGGCCAGGCCAGCGCAGUCGCCUACGCCAAGCGUGACCGGAUGCGCCAGCUGCGCGGCAAGCCGCCGAAGAGCUCGCGCGACUGGGUGCGCGAGAAGAAGGAGCGCCGCCGACGCCAGGGCAAGGAGGUGGCGCGGGACUCCAAGUACACGGGCCGGCGGCGCGCGGCCGGCUUCUGAGCGGGCAUGCACCGGCCGGCGGCUGUGAUGGGGACAGGGCAAGAGGUCGUGCACGCGCGCUUGAUUACUGCCCGGCCUCUCUUGCCCCCAGACGUCCUUCGAGAACUGGUUGUGACGGGUCGGACACGCAUGCUGGCGCUGAAAUAAUCCCACUCGUCGAUGGUAUAGCAAGGAAAUAACAUGUACUUGUUAAUGUAACAUAUAAAAAGGGUUUCUGUCCAUUUGGUGCGGCGUUAUAAGGCGUCGGUGGCGUGGUGUGACCAUUUGAUGAUUUGCUGUGGUCGCGGUAAAGUCGUUUUUAUUUAUACGCGAGCCGUGUUUUGACCAUCCGGGCCCUGCUGGACCUUGCCGAGCCAACGCCGCUGUGAGCCCGUGCCGAGAUUGUGCUUGAUUGAGGAUUGAGGCUUGUCAAGUGGGUGUUUUUGGCCACGUCAUGGUUGCUAUUGUAUCGCUCCAGGUCAUGUCGAGCACAACACGGAUGACAAUAGACGGUGCAGUGACCAGGAA
Messenger RNA from Pollicipes pollicipes, 1574 nucleotides. RefSeq names its product putative 18S rRNA (guanine-N(7))-methyltransferase. Gene Ontology annotation, cellular component: nucleolus. Gene Ontology annotation, biological process: rRNA (guanine-N7)-methylation. Lineage: Eukaryota; Metazoa; Arthropoda; Thecostraca; Pollicipedomorpha; Pollicipedidae. The transcript has 2 exons. Bases 234 to 1067 code for a protein of 277 amino acids. Gene Ontology annotation, molecular function: rRNA (guanine) methyltransferase activity. The record is from RefSeq and is a predicted model, not a curated record.